Amphiprion ocellaris (clown anemonefish) is the source of this 1300-nucleotide messenger RNA. RefSeq names its product perilipin-2-like. The record is from RefSeq and is a predicted model, not a curated record. The coding region runs from base 116 to 1213 and encodes 365 amino acids. Gene Ontology annotation, biological process: positive regulation of triglyceride storage; lipid storage. Gene Ontology annotation, cellular component: lipid droplet; cytosol. Lineage: Eukaryota; Metazoa; Chordata; Actinopteri; Pomacentridae. The transcript is spliced from 6 exons.
UUCAUUAAUCACGGGACCACGCCAUUACAGCUCCAGAGGCAGCAUUUUUUGCACCGUGAUUAAUAUGUUCCCUUGAAGCUUUUCCCGAGCAGGUAAAGUGUUCGAAGAAGUUCAGAUGUUAACUCGCUCUCUGUCAAAGAGUGUCCUCGAAAACAUGCCAGUGAACAACAACCAGACAGGACAGAGUGCCGCUACCAGGUUGGCCUCUCUGCCUGUGGUUCGAUCAGCUUGUGCCAAACUGUCAGUCUUGUACGUUGACACUAAAUGCAGCCAUCCCAGCCUGAAGUCAGCGUGUGACCUGUUGGAGAGCAGCGUGACAGCUUUGGGAACAGCGGCCUGUAACAGAGUUUCACCUGUCGUCGUUAAACUGGAGCCCCAGAUUUCCAUUGCAAAUGAUGUUGCCUGCAAAAGUCUUGACUGGCUGGAGACUUCGUUUCCCAUCCUCCUGUCACCUACAGAACAGACAUUUCUGCUCUGGAUUUAUCUCCAGAUUGUUGCCACUGCCAAGAACAAAAUGCACGAGAUCCAGGAUGUGGUGAGCAUCGCAGCCAAUGGCACUAAGGAGGUUGUGCAGCACACAGUCACAUGGGUGGUGAGCAGGAUGCAUCAGGCUGACGAUGGAGCGAACCGUUCGCUCAUGAAGAGGGCGAUCGGAGCAACCAGUGAGGGGCUGGACUCUGCCCUGAGUCUGUCAGAGGCUCUGAUGGACCAGCUGCUUCCCCCCACCGAAUACGAAACAGAAGAAGCCCAUCUGGUGGAGGGGUUUGAAGCUGCCACUCCCAGUGGACGUUACUCUGCUCGAUUAGUCUCACUGGCUGCCAGACUGUGCAGGAGGAGCUGCCAGGUAGUAGGAUCCAGGUUUCAGUGUGUUCAGGUUACGGAGACUUUAUCCAGAUCUUCAGCUCUGGUUCAGGACCUUCAGGCCAGCUUGGUGACCAUAGUCUGGAUACUCCAAGGCCUGCCUCAGUACCUGCAGCAUCAGGCUGUGUCUGUGUUUUUCUUUAUCUCUCAGAUGUAUAACGUCACCUGCCCACCGUUGCAACAGAAGCAGUCCAAUAAAGCCAGAAAUGGUCUCAGCGCUGCCGAGGCCUCUUCCCUUCAAAAGGAUGUGGACCAGGUUCGCCAGCAGCUUGGACCAACCUGCCGAAUGAGGCCUACCAAGAGGUCCGUCUUUGAAAGCGGGUGUAACGUUAAGGGGUGUGUGCGUCGCUGAUAUGUGUCUUUGAUAUAUAUGGAUUUGUGUGCUACAUUUCUGCAUCAGUUUUGUAAAACUAAAUAAAAGUGAAGAUUCAUUAGCUUC